Messenger RNA from Zingiber officinale, 2368 nucleotides. RefSeq names its product wall-associated receptor kinase-like 14. NCBI's taxonomy places the organism in Eukaryota, Viridiplantae, Streptophyta, Magnoliopsida, Zingiberales, Zingiberaceae. Gene Ontology annotation, biological process: protein phosphorylation. Bases 52 to 2037 code for a protein of 661 amino acids. The transcript has 3 exons. Gene Ontology annotation, molecular function: protein kinase activity; ATP binding. The record is from RefSeq and is a predicted model, not a curated record.
UAAUUCACAUCACCACGCCCUUCCUUCCUUCUCCACUUGAUCUCAACUGCAAUGCUUUCAUCCCUCCUCCUCGCCCUUCUACUACUCGCCGCCGCUGCCGCCGCUGACGCCGACUCCAUAAACGGGGAAUCAUCAUGUAGCAACCGCACUUGCGGUUUCACCACCGUUUCCUACCCCUUCGGCUUCUCCGCCGGCUGCCCUGUUCCGCUCGAUUGCUCCCACUCCGGCGUGGUUCUCCUCGGCACGUACCCUGUCCGGAACUUCACCGCCAACUCUUUGAUCCUCGAUGUGUCGGCCUCCUGCAACCGCUCCAUCGCCGACGCGGGCGUGCUCUUCAGGGACAACUUAGCCAUGACGGCGAGCAACGCGCUGUUCCUCCGCGAAUGCCCGGAGAACGCGGUCCCCGAGUGCAGGAUCAACACCGACAUCAUCUCGCAGCGGCUCAACCUGUCGAGCUGCGGCCCCUCCGGCGACGACAUCCGGUGCUACUCCACCGGCCGGACGGAGGGGUUCUACUCCGAGGAGAAUUUCACAGCGACAGCAGGGCGGUGCAGGUUGCUGUUCACGUCGGUGAGGUACGGCGAGUCCGCUUUCAACCAGUCGAUGCUGGUGUUCGGGGCGGCCGAGGUGGGGUGGUGGCUCCGAGGAGAGUGCCGGUGCGCGGUCGACGCGUCCUGCAUCCCCGUGGAGUUGCCGGCUGGGAACGGCAGUACGGGGUUCCGGUGCAGCUGCAAUGAAGGGUUCGCCGGCGACGGCUUCGCCGACGGCGGCGGUUGCGUGAGAGUCCCCAAGUGCAGUUCAUCGGAUCAAUCGUGCAAGAAGGAUGAUAUCAAAGUUUGGGUUAUAAUUGGAGGCAUCGGAGCUGGAUCCUCUUUGGCACUCGCCGCAACGCUGCUCUGUUACUGCAUCUUCUGCCGGACCAAUGGCGGCGCCGAAACAGAGGAAGCAGCUACCCGCCGUCUCCUGCUCUCCGGCACCUCCUGCAAUAAUACCGUCGCAGUUUACUCCCACAAGGACAUUGAGCGCGCCACCGCCAACUUCUCCGACGCUUACAAGCUUGGCUCCGGCGCCUACGCCAUCGUUUAUAUGGGCCGCUUCUCCGCCGCCGGUGGCCUCGUCGCCAUCAAACGCCUCAAGCACCCCGACACCGACAACGUCGUGCACGUCAUCAACGAGAUCAAGCUUGUGUCCUCCGUCAGCCACCCCAAUCUCGUCCACCUCCUCGGCUGCUGCAUCGGCCGAGGCCACCACAUCCUCGUCUAUGAGUUCGUCCCCAACGGCACACUGUCGCAGCACCUCCACCGCCAGCUCGGCGACGGCCUGCCGUGGCCGGCGCGCCUGGUGAUCGCCGCCGAGACCGCGAGCGCCAUCGCGUACCUCCACACCGCCGUGCACCCGCCCAUCUACCACCGCGACAUCAAGUCCAGCAACAUCCUGCUGGGCUACGACCUGCGGCCGAAGCUGGCGGAUUUCGGGUUGUCGCGCGCGGUGGCGCCGGAGUCGUCGCACAUCUCGACGGCGCCGCAGGGGACGCCGGGAUACGUGGACCCGCAGUACCACCAGAACUUCCACCUGUCCGACAAGAGCGACGUGUACAGCUUCGGGGUGGUGCUGGUGGAGAUGAUCACGGCGAUGAAGGUGGUGGACUUUCGGCGGGAUCCGAGCGAGGUGAACCUGGCGGCGUUAGCGGGAGACAGGAUCGCCAAGGGGAAGGUGGAGGAGAUCUUAGACCCUGUGCUUAGGGAAAAAAGCGAUGGCGGGCAGAGCAUGGAGUCAGUGAAGAAGGUGGCGGAGCUGGCGUUCCGGUGCCUGGCGUUCCACAAAGAGGCACGGCCGUCGAUGGCAGAAGUGGCAGAGGAGCUGGAGAGGAUCAGGGUGGAGGAAGAAGGAGGUCAUGAUCACGGGAAAGAUGAGGAGGUGGCCAAAGAGAUGGUGUCGCCGCCAUUCUCAUGCGUUAAGGAGCAAUGGGGGAGUGAGCCAAGCUGCUCUUCCUCCUCUUUGUCUGCUGCCUCCUCCUCCAGCAUUCAUAAUCGCUAGCUGAAUUUAAUUUUGAUGAACAGAGAUCCUCGUCAUGAAUUUCAGACAUGACAAUCACAGCAUUCAAACAAGUUCUACACGGAUCCCUUUCAUCUUUCUCAACUUCCUCUUGGCGAGUCUCUAAAUACUAGUAUACAAAACUUGAAGUAUACAAAAAUAGAUGAAAAUUUAACUCUAAUAUUGAAUCAAUAGGAUUUACUUUCACAGUAGAAAGUUUUAGGAUAAUAUGAUUGAUUGUUUAUAUUAAAUUACAAUUGUAAGUAUUAUAUAGAUCAGAUACUUUCUCCCGCUUGAUCAGUGCUAAUUUAAAGCCCAAAUCAGGUUAAAUCCA